AUGUCUUUCAGUGGGUUGGCGGCUAACGGAAGCACAGUGGACUGGGACCAAACGCAGCAUUGCAAGCUCCUUGACGCUCUCGUGCCGGCCCAGCAGCACCUGUGCAAGCGAAACCUGGAGCUCAUGCACAGCGUCGUGCACGCGGCCCAGCUGACCAAGGCUGUGUGUCAGAGCGCGUUCAGGGAUCUGCGCUGGAACUGCUCCUCCAUCGAGAGCGCACCACACUUCACCCCCGAUCUGGCCAAAGGCACUCGUGAGUCCGCGUUUGUAUUUUCUCUGGCUUCUGCUGUGCUAAGUCACUCAAUCGCACGCGCCUGCGCGUCCGGAGAGCUGCCCAGUUGCUCGUGUGCUCCCGCGCCGGCCGAGCAGGCGGCUCCAGACUUCCGGUGGGGCGGCUGCGGGGAUAACGUCCGCUAUGGCCUUCAGAUGGGCUCCGCAUUCUCCGACGCUGCGCUGAACGUCAGACGCUCCGGCUCACUUGCAUUUAAACUCGUGCACCUGCACAAUAACGAGGUGGGACGACAGCUCCUGCUGGAGUCCGUGGAGACGAGGUGCAAGUGUCACGGCGUGUCAGGCUCGUGUUCCGUAAGGACGUGCUGGAAGGCUCUGCUGGGCGUGGGCCACGUGUCCGAGCAGCUGAAGGUGCGAUACCUCGCCGCCACCAAGGUGGUGGUGCGGCAGGCCGGAGGCCGGAGGGUCCUGGUGCCCCGGGAGAUGGAGGUCCGGCCCGUUCUGGACAACGAGCUCGUCUACCUGGUCAGCUCGCCCGACUACUGCACGGCGAACGCCAGAUACGGCUCGCAUGGGACCACGGACAGGCACUGCAAUAAGACGGCCAGCGGAAGUGGUAGCUGUGGUUUGAUGUGCUGUGGGCGGGGCUACAACACCUACCGGGAGCAGGUGGAGGAGCGUUGCCACUGCAGGUACCACUGGUGCUGCUACGUCACCUGCAGGAAGUGCCAGCACAGCGUGGAGAGAUACGUCUGCAAGUGACGCACCUCUUUCUCACU
This is a messenger RNA of Electrophorus electricus (electric eel), 1010 nucleotides long. It is a transcript of the gene wnt11f2, whose product is annotated as wnt 11, family member 2. NCBI's taxonomy places the organism in Eukaryota, Metazoa, Chordata, Actinopteri, Gymnotiformes, Gymnotidae. The record is from RefSeq and is a predicted model, not a curated record. Gene Ontology annotation, cellular component: extracellular region. Gene Ontology annotation, molecular function: cytokine activity; frizzled binding. Gene Ontology annotation, biological process: neuron differentiation; canonical Wnt signaling pathway; multicellular organism development.